This is a messenger RNA of Babjeviella inositovora NRRL Y-12698, 730 nucleotides long. Its product is annotated as DUF2406 domain-containing protein. NCBI's taxonomy places the organism in Eukaryota, Fungi, Ascomycota, Pichiomycetes, Serinales. Bases 88 to 615 code for a protein of 175 amino acids. The record is from RefSeq and is a predicted model, not a curated record. The transcript has a single exon.
CACACUAUAUCCAAACGCCUCUAGUUUACGGUACAAAGCGUUUUUACGAAUCUACUUUUCUACGUUUGGCCACUCUAUCUUUUAAUAAUGGGCCUUUUCAAAUCCAAGCUGUCCCAGGGCAUGGGCGAAGACACCAAGUUGAACAUGCACUCCGCCAAUGUUCACGACCCAAUCCUUUCCGCCGUCAACGAAAGACAGCCUUUCGAGGCUGCCGGUGACUCCAACGUUACAGCUGGAAACCGUCUCUCAUACCAGCAGAUGGCUACCGAGGGUUCCAUGAGAGACGUUUUUGGUGCUCCGAUCCAGGCUCCAGACAUCUCCAACCCAACCAGAGCUCGUAACGAGCGUCCGAUGGACACCAUCAGAGGCUUCGAGUACGCCAUCAGCGGCGACACCGGUAUGCGCGAGCAGUUAGAGACUCCAAGACUCGGCUGGGGCUUCCAUGAAGACUACCCUCAAUUGAACUACGGCCAGGACGACUCCCAGUACGACAGGGCUCCGGUUGCUAAUUUUAACAACUACGGCGGUGAGCAGGCGGUAUACACCGCUCCGGUCCUCAACACCGACGAAGGCAAGAAGAAGAAGAAGAGAGGUUUGUUUGGAAAGAAGAAGUAAGCGUCGGCCUUGUGUAUUUCCUUCUGCCUCCAUCAUGUAUAUGUAUUGUACCAUAUCCUAGACUGUACUAGACCUUUUUCGUCGAGUUAUAUCCUUAAUUUACACUUUAACCUAA